AUGCCAUAUAACCUUCGUGGUCGGAAUGUUCUCAUUGUCGGUGGGGCAAGGGGGCUUGGGGCAGUUGUGGCAGAGAAAUUCGCCGUCGAAGGCUGCAAUUUAGCAAUCAAUUAUCUCUUCAGUCAGGAGCAGGCUGAUAACCUUGCCUCGGAGUUAGCGACGAAGUACAGCAUCAAAGCAGUCACUAUCCAGGGAGAUGCCGGUCUUCCGCAAGAUUGUGUGCGACUGGUUCAGAGCACGAUCGAGAAGUUGAACGGGCUGGACAUUAUCGUUUCGAAUGCAGGCUGGACGAAAUUCACCAAAUUUGGAGAUCUCGAUGCAUUGACUGAUGAAGAAUGGGAUAAAUGCUGGGCAACCAAUGUCAAAUGCAACCUCGUCUUGUUCAAGGAAGCCGCCCCGACUUUUAACGCGAAUCCUGAAGGUGGCGUCUUCAUUGCCACUUCAUCAAUUGCUGGUAUAACCGCUGGUGGGAGCAGCAUGGCUUACUCUGUGACUAAAUCCGCCGGUUUACAUCUCUUGCAAUGCUUAAAAGCAUCCCAGGGACCAAAGGUCCGCAUAAAUUCCGUCCUUCCCGGCUUGCUAUUGACCGAAUGGGGAGUGAGAUACUCUUCAGAGCAAAUUGCUGCUUGGAAGGAUAAGUCCACAUUGAAGCACGAAGUCUUCCUCGAUGAUUGUGCUGACAUGUAUAUAUCGCUUUCCAAAAAUACUUCGAUGACGGGUCAGCAAAUUGUGAUCGACUGCGGAUAUGUGUCUUGA
Messenger RNA from Penicillium cataractarum, 756 nucleotides. Its product is annotated as SDR family NAD(P)-dependent oxidoreductase. The coding region runs from base 1 to 756 and encodes 251 amino acids. Lineage: Eukaryota; Fungi; Ascomycota; Eurotiomycetes; Eurotiales; Aspergillaceae. The transcript is spliced from 10 exons. The record is from RefSeq and is a predicted model, not a curated record.